UUUUUACGCACACAUCCCUACUGUUUGCUACCAGUGUUUGCUACACGUGUUUGAAAUACAAAAAUAAUGGCUUCUUUGGAGCGACAAUACUUUUGGGGUAAGAUUUUACUGCUUUCCACUGCGAAGUAUACACAUUUCUUAACUUUAAGUUGUUAUUUAGGUUGCACCCUGAAUAAAGAUAAACCCGAAUUCAAAUGGCUGAGUACAGAAGAUGAGGAAAGUAUCGGGGAAGUAGACAUACUAAACCAGCUUGCCCUCAGUCAGGUUCGUAAGUCCUAGAGGAUCAUAGACAUAGAAAAUCUUGCCUAAACACUUGUCUUGCCCACUGACUUUCAGUUGUAUUUGUAAGUAUUUCGUCAGAGUUUGUCGUUACUGAUAAUUUCUUAGCUGUUCAUUUUCUUAGCUGAUUUUUUGAAUUCUCCAUACAUCAGCAAAUAAAAGAUUGUAAACAAUUAACCAUCCUGUUAAAAGCCUAGGUUACACAUGCGACUCUUUUCUCGCACUGGCAACACAACAGGUCAAAUUUCAUUGUGUUGCUGGCACAAGAGAAGAAAUCGCACACAUGUGUAUCAUGUCUUGCACACCAAAGCAAUUGUAACUUAGUUGAUGCCUUCAACAAUCCUUGCCGAAUGUUAAUAGAAGUGAUUUAACUUUUGGCCAUGAAUGCCAACUCACUGGUUAUAUUUAUUUAGUCAGCUAGCCAAUGCAAAUCGCUUUACUUGACAAGUGGACUGGCUAGAGAAAAAUCUAUUUGCAGUGGGAAAUCCAGUGAUGUGAACUAGUACAAGAUAUUAUGGUUUUGAUGUUACUCUGAUUGUAUAUCCACACCGGGCAGGCUGAAAAGUUAGCCUGACCACGAUGGGAACCUUUGGCAUACUAUUCCAAGUCUCACCGUUGACCGGCUAACUUUUCAGCCUGCCCGGUAUGGAUAUACACUCAGAGUGACAUAAAAAACUUAUUCACCUGAGUACGACAUAUCAAAACACACACAAAUAUCAUAGUACAAGAUAUAUCUCCAAGUGACGAAAUCAUUUAAUUGCUAAAUUGUACACCUUUAAACACAAAUUAGGAUCUUUUGGUAGUCUAUUGACAACAUGAUAUUUCUGUUUCUAUCAAUCACACCGUACUUCACAGUGAUCAAAUUCCGUUCUGCGCAUCGGUUCUGCUCAUAACAAUGUGAGGACCUCUAAUGUGAACAUUGCCCAAAUUUCGAAUGUUUCCAAUUUUUCUGAACAUAAACUCUAUUUCAUAUUCAUUUAGAAGUAUAGCGAACCAAAAUGGUGUUAGAUAUUCAGACAGUGCAUCAUAUUUUAAAAAAUACAGCAGUUCAAAAUGUAAACAAACCGUUUGUUUACAUUACGGACUUGACUUCCCCUUUAAACUUGUGUCUAAAAUUAAAAGCGCUAAAUUUUGUGAAUGAUAAAUUUAGCCUCGAUUUGUAAAUCUUUGGCUUUGCAUUUCUCUUACUAGACGAAAAAAUCCUUGUACAUGUUGCCACUUUCUUGUGUUGGCAAUGUGAUGAAAAUUUUGAUCCAUUUGCAUUGCCCACGCGAGAAAAGUUGCAUGCGUAACCCUAGCUUAAUGCUCUCUACUUUAUUAUUUUACUUUGUCUAAUGCCAGACAAUUUUAUAUGUCAAGGGGAGAGCACAGCUGCUCAAAUGGGUAAAUAUUUGUUGAACUAAGCAUGAACCAAUAGUGAGAAAUUUUCCAACACAAUAAUAAAAUCUGAUACCGUACUGUACUAGAGUUCAUUGGCCAAUAUACAGUGUGGCUCAAAAGUAUAACACCUGCAUGUGUAUAACAGGGCUCGAAAUAACGGCCGAUCAAUGAUCGGCAGGAAAUUGUUUUUGAUCAGCGAAGAAGCAACGUUGCCGUUCAUCUUGAUCGGCAAGAAAUAUAUUUGACCAUUGUCUGAAGAACAUGCUUACCUGUACGCGGUAAAAGACAAAUAAAAAAUAUGAAACACAUUAAAAAACAUGCGAAAAACUCUUGUUUAGUUGACACGAGUCAUCCGACAGGCCUGCAAUGCUAUGAAGUAUUGUCGUCUCUUCAACAGUCUGCAAUCCGAACCACGACGACGAACGUCUUUGUCAUAAUAAUUUCAAAUUGAUCGGAUUUUUUGAGUAGUAUUUUUUAUUUUUAAUAGGUUUUUCUCUGUUAAUAUUAAAUAAUAAAUUUUAGUUCUUAAUUGAUAAUGCUGCUGUGUUUCUUGCUUUUGUGUGAAAAAAUACAAUACCAUAAUUAAAACUAAUUGAACUAAAAUUUAUUACUGUAAUACCUGUUAAUUAAUUACACUAUUGAUAUUGUCAGUAUUGUAUAUAUAAGUCCACAAAUGUCAUAGAUUUAAUUAAUAUUUAAACUCGAAUUUGAAAUGAAGUUAAACGUUGCUUCUUCGCCGGUUUAAACUGAAUUUUCUUUUCUAAAACGGGGGUCAGUAAAAGUGCUUGGAUAAAGCCCUGAUUACAGUAACUACCAAAACUGCAUUCCCGGGACCUCAGUUGCAUGAUACAAACUUUCCACUGUGUAUGUGGGCAGAGUACCGCAAGUGCACUAAAAAAAAUACUUUGUCAAUAACUUUGCACACUUCGUUAUUUAUACCUAGUGACAGACACGUCUUUUAAAAUGCAUAUUAUUGGUAACACUUGAAUAAAGUUCAGAGAGGAUUGCACAUGAGAUCUUGUUUAAAACUGCCAUGAGUUUGAUUAUAGUCUGCAUUCUGGCUGUUACGUCUGUUAUCAAUUACAAAGUGACAAAAAGAAAAGAUGGUAACAUACUUUACUCUAGUAAUCCCUUUAGCAGACCUGGAAAUAACUCUAGCCUUUCUUGGAUGCUACAAAUUAGUGUGUGUCUACUUUCACCUUUUUUAAAACCAAAGAGACUAUGUCAACAGGGUUCGAAUUAGCGGCUUGCUAUUCGCAAUUCAAAAUUUCAAGAAGGAAAUUUGCAAAUCGAUUUUUCCUGUCUAAUUCGAACCCUGGUCAAUGUAAAGGUAUCACUUUCUCCUCGAUUAUUUUAAGACCUUGAGUAGAGUUCUGACCAAGGACUUGACCCGGUUCUGAGGUCUCCCAGCUUGAAAGGCAAGUGUGGUUACCACAACACCACAAAUACUAGCACACAGAAAGUGUGCUUCAAAUAAACAAAUAAGUACUCAUGGUAUAUUAAAUUUUCCCCAAAUACUUGUUGUAACCCAUGUAAAACUCUAACUGCAUUGUAUCUCAAACGCAUUGUUUACAUUAAUGGCUUAUUUUCAUGAUCAGGAAUUUACAAUAGCUCUACAGCACCUUGGCCUAACCUUAGUAUGGUAACUGUAUUAUUUUCAAUUUGUCCAGGCAUGCCUUGGACCAAAGGCAAAAGAUGGCUCUCAUGUUGUGCAGGUCACAACAAAAGGUGUAAAUGAUAACAGCAUUACACAGCCAAUCAUUAUCCUUGGGUCUGGAGUGAGACAGGUACAUGUACACGAGUCAAGUGUAAAUUUGUUUGAAUGAAAAAUGUGCCUCUGAAAUGUGAAUAUUUGGAAAUGUGUAACUGUUUGUACCCAGGUGCGUUGUUUUGUUUCACUGCAUCAAGCGCUUAUGGGCACAAAAUUGAUCAAAUUAAUCCAUAUGGCCCCACCCAAAGGCCCCACAAAUUGAAACAAGCCUCUAAGCCCUAACAUUCCUGUGAGGUAUACUGCUGGACCUCCCCCAGGGAAUUUUUAUCUGCGACUGUUUCUUUGUGUAUGCAACUGACGACAGGUAGUAAUAAUUGCUAUUUUAAUUGAAACCUCAAAAAUAUCAUUCCUCAACAUAGAGUAUAUUCUCCAACAGGUUCCAUGCAGACUUGAAUUCUCCUCAACAGCCACAUUCAAACUUGUUGAAGGUAUAGUUAAAGUUAAGAGGUAUCCACCAAACCCAGCAUUCUAGUUCAACCAUGCAAGUGAAGUGCAAAACACAUCUUCACAGUUGUACAGUCUUUAAUUAAUGAGAUUUUUUUUGCAAUUGACACAAUAUACAUUGUACAGUAUAAUCUGAGGUGACAAGACCUGUUUGUAGAAAAUUGGACAGGUUUCUGCUGUAGUUGAACAAAAAAUGCUUAUAAUGUUUAUUUUAGUCUGUUGUAUUCUACAAUUUGUGCUUACUGUAAAACUAUAUUUAGUUAAUGUAAGUAUAUACUGUAUACUGCUAUUACUAAGUGAUACUUUUUGUAGGGAGUGGACCUGUUCACAUAUGUGGAAGCCAUGUUCAAGGUACGUACUGUGGUAUAUAAUAUUUUCUCUUCAGAUGCUUGAUACAAAUUAUUUAAUUAGAGUAGGCUUGAUUGUAUUUUGUUACAUAUAAUUUAAAAUAAGUUUAUUAUUGUGAUUUAAAAUACUGAUAUAAGCUUGCUGAUAAUCAAAAUGCUAGCCAUGUAUUUCAACAUAGUUUUUUUUUACAAGAAGUUUAUAAUUACCAACCGUGAAUGAUUAGAAUAAUUUUUCAAAAAUUCACUGAAAUGUUGGCAUAAGAAAACUUGUCUCCUGUCUAUAGUAGUACAUAUUGUAUAUACAUUACGUAAUGUUUUAGUACUAUGGUUUCAAGUGCACUUUGAAAAAAAACAUGCAGAAGUGAAUUUUGAAAAUUUUAAAGAUGAUCAAAAUUUCACAGGUGCUGUAUUUAAAGUCUUGAAAAACUCAAGUGCUUGUUUCCAAAUUGGAUGAUAAACCUUACAAUAAUAUACUGCACAUGAAAAAUAUUCGGAAGCAAACUUGUGGGUACUUUCAGGCAUUAAACACAUGCGAAAUGCAUAAUUUACUUGUUCAUUUGAAUGACACAACAAUUUAAUACAGAUUUUUCAUUAUCAAAAAAGAGAACUGAAAUCAGAAUGUCUUUUGUAUUGGCACUUGCCACGCAUUUUUUUUUUUUAAAUGUAUUCAUUUUUUGGACUGUAUUCUUUUUUUUUUGCACUGCAUUUUGAUAUAAUUGCACUCUUACUUCUUAGCCAUUCAGAAUCGAGCUAUUUUUCAUGUGUAUCAUUAACUGGCUAAAUGAUAAUAUAUCAUUCAUUUUCUUUGUUAAAACAUGUAGUGUUAUCAGAAGGUUAUGAGAAUAGUGAUGAAGAUGAGGAAAGCGUUGGUACGUUUCUUUUGUUUUGUACCAUUGUUGGCUUUUGCAUUUUUGGCAUUAAUGUACCUACUGUACAGUAUCAAUUUACACAUUGGGAUGGGGUGGAGGGAGCUGGUGGGACAGAUGUGAUGUGUUUGAUCAUUUUCGUCUCGUACUCUUGGGCAUUUAAUCGUUUUCUCUCUCUCAAGGACAGGAUAUUUGCACUAGGCUAAGUGUCAUAUCAAAUCCUGUAUUGUGUUGCCAAAAAAUCAAAUACUCCACACCCAUGCAUUUUUAAAACCUGCUACUGUAGAUGUUGUGAAAUACUUUGUGUGCAACAGUGGUGCAUUUUAUUGUAUUUGACUGACAUUUGCACCUUGUGGUACGAUAUCAUUUAAAAAUUUGCACAAAAAAUCUAGUGGCCACAUAUGCCUGAUCUCCGUUUGAGACAUACUGUAUCCUUGAUAGGUGAAUGUAUAACAUCAAAACACCCCUACUUACAGUAAAUAUGAUGUUGUUUUUAAUUUAUUUAUGUUGCUGACAUAUUUUCUAUGUUUCAGAUGAAGACUCACCCAAAAAACCACUCGCCAAGCCAUCGGUAAUGCAUUUAAUCAUCUCUAUAAGGAAAUUAUAGAACAAUAAUUUUUUAUUACAGUUUUCUAAGAGUCAGAAAAAUUCUGACCUUGUUUUUGGAAAUUUGCCAUUCAACAUCCAAAUAUACAAAAAAAAACAUUUUAACAGUCCCAAAACUUAUUUUGUAUAUUGAAUUUAAGAUAUUGUUGUUUAUUUAUCUUCUGAAACGGUGGUGUUAUUUGUAUUUUUAACGGUUUAAAAUUUGGUAUUGCAUGCUUGAAAAUCAGUUUAAAAUGCAUCUAAUGGAUAUAAGUUAUAUAAUAUCUCCGAACUCUAUCCGGAGAGCCCCAAACUCAGGAAAACCCGAUAAUUUUAUGUUUAAAGGAUGGAAAAGGUAAUCGUGAAAGGAAAUGAAAUGUGUAAGAUAGGAAGACUAUAUUUUUCAAUAAAAUUUUGUGAAAUUUCGGACUGGGACUACUUACAGGACUUCAAUUUUCCCCCAUUAUCAUCCACUUUACCUAUAUGUAAUUCAAUGUUUGGAUUUUGAUAGAUAUCUUGUAAAAAUCCUUAUCUACUAUACGUCAUCGCUUCAAUUCACUAUACGUCAUCGCUUCAAUUAGCAAAUCAUAUAGUUGUAGUACAAAGUACUUGUAUGUUGCAUUGUAUUUCAGCCAUCAAAAGGGAAACGGCCGAGCACAUCGGGGAAGGAACAAAAACCGCCAGAAAAAAAGGCAAAGUUUGAACUUGCGAAUGGUAAUAAUAACCGAAUUCAUAUUAGAGACGGGAAACUCGUCUAUAAAAACCCGUCUGAACAUAAAUUGGGGGACGGAAAUCGUCUGAAAUUAUAUGUAGGUUUUGUAUAUAAUUUCAUAUGUUUAUCUCGAUAAUUCUAACUCCAGUUCUCCGUCAGAAUAGGGAUUUAGGACGAGUUUCUCACCGGAUUCCCAUCUUAACUUUCUCGUCUGUUUGGACGGGAGUGUUGGACCGAAAAGUUGAGACCAAAAAUCUGUCUGUUGCUAAAUUUAAAUUAGGGGCUGUUUUGAUGGAAGCAAGCCAGCCCGGGUACCCGUACUGCAUGUAACUCGCUUCCCCGAGAAAAAUUUCACCACGCGUUUACAUGAAACUUUUGGGGCGAGCUGACUUGUGAAAACAAAUACAAAUUUUCGCGGAAAAGUCAAUUAGUUGGAUUUUGGGCAUGCGCAUAAAGACAUUAUUUUACUUAAAAGCCGAGCCAGCUCGGGUAAAUGCGUUUAUAUGGAAAACUACCCAGCCUGUUUGGUCUUGGGUCACAUGAAGCGGGGCCUCCGUUAGGCGGGCCAGCUCGGUUUUCAUAUAAAUGCAAGAUGAAAUAUGGUAGGAAAUAUUAAUAAAGAUGGGAUCUCGAUUUUCUCCUUAAACAUAAACAGCGCCUUAGACUAGUUUGUAGCCUGCCCCAGCGGUUAGUAUAUUUAGCCACUCCCCCGUCCUUAAUUUAAGGUGGCUUGCUACACUUCUUUAAAAACUAAAGAUUUUCUGAUUUGGAUAUGAAUUUCUGGGGAAUUAUUAUUUGUUUAAAAACCAAGGGUAUCUGACUUGUAUAACAAAAUAACUAAGCAGUUUGGAAUUUUUAAAAAAGUAAUCCUAACUGCCGUUGCUAUGACAACAAUGACGUAAGAACAUGGCGGAUAUUUUAUGUUUAAAGUAAUUUAACUCGAAAAAAACUUCGGUGACCCCCAUUUUUUUUAGUAUUUUGAAUUAUUUUCGUGAUUUAAAAAAUAUUCUAUCAUGGCAAAAUAAAUUAUUACGAAUUUUCACAUCUUGAAAAAUUUCGGCAUUGCAGAAUAUUUUUAAAAUCAUGGAAAUAAUUCAAAAUUCCAUUAGGAAUCAUUUUAUGUGUAGUGCUUUAAGGAAGGGAAAAAAGGGCCUUAUACUCGCGCUACGAACUCCCUAAUGUAUAGUUCGUUCAAACAGCGCAGUUGAGUUCCGGCGAAGUUACCCUCGAAGUUAAAUAAAAGUUUCAUUCAUUGACAUGCAACUUUCCAAUUUGGUGAAUCUAGGUGAUGAUGAAUCCAGCGAAGAUGAGCCAGACGAACUCAUCCCAAUGAAUCUAUUAGAGUCCAAAGGAAAAGAUAACAAACAAAAAAAGAAGCCAGUUAUUGAUGAAGCGAAGACGAAAAAAGCGCCAAUUUCUGCUGCGGCUAAGGUAAAGCUUUCAAAGAUUUAAAUUGAAACUAUGAAUCAGAAUGGGAAGGUUACAAAAUGGGAAACUUUUUAGGCUUCCCAGAAUUGUUAAAAGUGGAGUGGUCCCGAGGCAACUAGUUUUUGUUUGCUUAGUGGUCCGUGGAUUCCCAUGCUUACCUCCAUUAAAAGAUUGACUACCAUCCAGAAAUAAAAUCUACAUGCAUGCUUUUAAGUGUAACAGUGUAACAAAUGCUUAAAAGAUCAUAAUUCUGUUGUGGUAGGAUAUACUGUAGUACAGACCUGGAAAAAAUCCUGAGGAACAUUUGCCUUAGCAACAAGAUUGAGGGACAUUUUGAAUUUUCCGCGCGUACUUUAAGGGAAAAUUUUAAGGAAUCGUAUUUAGUUUCUGCCAUUUGAGUCUAUUUUGAGAUUGCUCUUCAUAUCCUGUUAAUAUAAUUUGAAGAUUGUUUUGUUUCCUCAGCAAUUUUACAACCAAUAUAAUUGAGUUCCAGCUGGAAAUGGAGCCUAAGUCAAAACAAUAUACAGUCAAAUAAACUUUGUUACACUGACACACGUAACGCACGGUCAAAUUUUUCAUUGUUUUUACGCACUUUUGAGCUGAAUUUGAUUAUUUGAGGAACAUUUGAAAAAGGCAAAUUCAGGAUCCGAGGAACAUUGAACACUUUUUCCGGGUCUGCUGUAGUAAAGGAUAAAGAUUUACAUACUAUGUUUAGUCGAUGCUGAAAGAGGAAGUUCGACUUUGUAUGUAGGUGAAUAUUAAUUUGGUAAGCGCCGGAUUUGCAUUGAAACCAAGAUCUUCGAUUUUAAAUCAAUAUAAGAUUAGAAGUAGUUUUCAGAUAUUUAACAAGUUUAUUUUGCAAGUCCAAAUCAAGUCACAAGUCAUUAACACCCGAGUAGCAAGUCUUGUCACAAGUCAUUUUAUUAGUUGCAGUGCCAAGUCGAGUCGCAAGUCAUUCUGUAUAGUUUUUUUUCCCCAGACCUGGGGUGUCACCCAUGACAAUUGUAUAUUAAUUGUAUACUAUACAUAACAAGCUCUCAGUCAUAGUGUGAUCUGCCAAUCUGGCUGCACUACCUGCUCUGGCUGUGCAUCGGUUAAUUUCCAGUGCAAUUUUCACUAGAUAUUUAAUUAAUUAUUUAUAAAUUCAAUUUGACAUGCGUUAGUCAUUUCCUGCAAGUCCAAGUCGAGUCAUUUUAUUCCUGUCCAAGGCAAGUCACAAGUCGCUAAUAUGAUUAUUAACCAAUCAGAUGCCUUUAAAGCACCCGAUUGACCAGUCAAAUGCGUAUUAGCUAGUGAGAGAUAGUGACUGUUGUUUUGCAGAAAGCAACGCCAGACGAGGACGAAGAUGAUGACUCGGAAGACGAAGACGACGAUGAUGAUGACUUCGAUGUAGAAGACAGUGACGACGAAGAUGAUGAUGAAACAGACAGUGAUGAUGACGAUGAUGAUGACGACGAUGAUGACGACGAUGAUGACGAUGAUGAUGAUGAUGAGAGUGAUGAAGAAUCUGGCAUGAAAAUCACUCCUCCGGUAUGUACUGUAAACCUUACAUCAUGCCGGACUUUCCAGUUUCCAACUCGAUAUCUUCACGUUCAUUCAUACAGUAUUUAAUGACUAAUGUAAUGAAAUGUGUAGAAAAUUAUAUUCUUCGCAGAGUAGUUCAAAUCACAACCUGUCGAACGAGCUGUGGAAGUUUAUAGUCUGUUUGGCUGUUGGUCCGAGAACAACACUUUGAAACUCCAGUAUCAUAGUAGUUUUCCUCAACAGAUUUUUAUUGACAACAUCCUAUGCAACUUUUUCGUGGUUGACAUACAUACGUUUUAAUUGACUAACAUAUGUAAGACAAUAGACACGCGUCACAAAAGUCGAAUUCCCGCUCGGGUGCGCAGACGUUAUUUUCCGAGCAAAGAAUGGGCGUGGGAAAUGACGUCUAUGAUUGCAGACAAUAGCAAAGGUGGUUUCACACCGCUUUGACACUGGCUUAAAAUACACAUUUUUAUGUCUAUUUAGAGCAAAGGCAAACCUCAGCCAACCCGAAACGCAAAGACUGAUCCAGGCAAGAAAAGCCAAGAUAAAGGAACGCCGAAGG
Paramuricea clavata is the source of this 9901-nucleotide messenger RNA. The record is from the annotation of a GenBank genome assembly. NCBI's taxonomy places the organism in Eukaryota, Metazoa, Cnidaria, Anthozoa, Malacalcyonacea, Plexauridae.